Messenger RNA from Neolamprologus brichardi, 4518 nucleotides. RefSeq names its product ZFX family zinc finger ZNF711 (gene znf711). Gene Ontology annotation, cellular component: nucleus. Lineage: Eukaryota; Metazoa; Chordata; Actinopteri; Cichliformes; Cichlidae. Gene Ontology annotation, molecular function: DNA-binding transcription activator activity, RNA polymerase II-specific; RNA polymerase II cis-regulatory region sequence-specific DNA binding; metal ion binding. Gene Ontology annotation, biological process: regulation of transcription by RNA polymerase II. The record is from RefSeq and is a predicted model, not a curated record.
CCCUCUGCUUGUCAGGAAGCAAGCUGAUUGGCCGAGGCCUAGCAAAGAGUGCCCGGGGAUCCAAAACUGCAGGCCGCACUUAGCUUACCGUCAAAAAUAAACCAAAAAAAUAACAGACAAAUCCGAGAAGGGGGAGAAACGCCGAUAGAGUCAGAAGACAACGUUAUCAGAAUAAUUCAGUAUCUUGAUGGAAGGAAGCACAUCAGAUAUCCUGUUGGUUUUAUUGUAAAGAUUUUCUGUCGUCAAAUGUGAAGUCUGUUUUUACGGAGUGAAGACAUGGAUCAAGGAGGAGGGGUGUUAGAGCUGCACACUCAAGAGCUGAAGAUGCCCCAUGCUAUGAUCAUGCAAGAUUUUGUUGCAGGCAUGGGGGGUCUGGCUCACAUUGAUGGGGAGCACAUUGUGGUGUCGGUGCCAGAGGGUAUGCUGCUUUCUGAUGUCAUGACAGACGAGGGCAUCCUCCUGGAGCACGGACUUGAGGUGGAAGGUCUGGAGACUCAAGUUGUUCAAGGCCUGGAGACGGAGGUAGUGGAGAGCUUACAUGCAGAUGUAGAAGGCUUGGAGGCAGAAGUUGUUGAAGGGCUACAGACACAGGUGGUAGAGUUAGAGGCUCAGGUUGUUGAGGGCCUAGAGGGAGAAGUGGAAGUGGAGGGUCUCGAGGCGCAAGUGGUGGAGAGCCUGGAAACUGAGGUUGAUGUGGAAGGUCUGGAAGCCCAUGUUGUUGAGGGCCUUGAAGAGGAAGUGGAGGUGGAGGGCCUAGAAGCUGAGGUCGUCGAGGGGCUGGAGGUGGAUGUGGAAAGUCUGCAGUCUCAAGGUGUGGAGGCCCAUGAAAUGAGCACUGAAGACAUGGUGCCUUCAGAACACAGUGUAAUCAUGCCUGAAAAUAUCCUGGGGACUGAAGUUGCGAUAGAGGAAGCCCUGGACGCCCAUCACCACCAUGUUCUGACCUCAGACCUCAUACAGGACGCAAACCACCAUCAUGACGACAUGCCAGACCAGGUGUUUGUGGCAGAGCUGCUGUCUGAACACCAGGACAACACACUGGACCACCAGCUUGUGUCUGAAGGGUUGAUGGUGACCGAGGCCAAUGCCGAGACCAUAAUCCACGAACAGCUGCCAACUGAGGCUGUUCCCCUACAGACAGAUGAGGAUGAUGAUGCAAGGAGUAGCUCCGAGGAUUACCUGAUGAUCUCCUUGGAUGAAGUGGGAGAAAAGUUGGACAUAGGGGACACUCCCCUUGAGAUCAGCACUGAAGUAAUGGAAGACAAAGACUCCAAAGAGGAGGAUGGCUCUGAGGUCAUAAAAGUCUACAUCUUUAAAGCUGAAGCAGAUGAUGAUUUGGGUGGGACAGAGGUAAUAACAGAGGAUGAUUACCAGAACGGCCAUCCUGAUUUGGAAGCAGCUUCAUCGGGCAGACUGGGAGUCGGCCGUGACAAAAUGGUCUACAUGGCAGUCAAGAACCAUCCAAAGGAAGAAGAGGAUGAUGAGGAUGACAGCGAUGAUGAUGAAGAUGAAGACAUUGGUAAUACAAUUGAUCAAGUGAAGAAUGGAGCAGCUACACCAUUUUUGCAAAUCCGUGAGGGACUGGGUGCAAACCGUGCUCUCAAAACCAAAUCGAGGAAGAAGAAGAAAGGCGAAACACGGCAGUGUCAGACUGCUGUUAUCAUUGGACCAGAUGGGAUGCCUUUGACCGUCUACCCUUGCCACAUCUGUGGAAAGAAGUUUCGCUCGCGGGGCUUCCUCAAAUGCCAUAUGAAGAACCACCCGGACCAUCUGCUCAAGAAGAAGUAUCAGUGUACAGACUGCGACUUUACCACCAACAAGAAAAUCAGCUUUCACAACCACUUAGAGAGUCAUAAGCUCCUGAGCCACAACAAUGAGCGAUCUCCAGAGUAUACAGAGUACGCGCGGCGCUACCAUGAGUCUAGCCCACUGGGCUCAGACAAGCUCAUUGUCAAGGAUCGGGAGCCCAAACUGCAUCACUGCAAGUACUGCGAUUAUGAAACAGCUGAGCAGGGCCUGCUCAACCGUCACCUGCUGGCUGUGCACAGUAAGAACUUUGCACAUGUGUGUGUUGAGUGCGCCAAAGGCUUCCGUCACCCAUCAGAGCUGAAGAAACAUAUGCGCACCCACACAGGCGAGAAACCCUACCACUGCCCGCACUGCGAGUUCCGCUGUGCAGACCAGUCCAACUUAAAGACUCAUAUCAAGAGCAAGCAUGGCGCAGAUCUGCCUUUCAAGUGCAGCCACUGUCCCCAGGCUUACGCUGAUGCACGGGAACUGCAGCGCCACAUAGAGAUGGUGCAGGGCCACAAGACCCACCAGUGCCCGCACUGUGAGCACAAGAGCACCAACUCCAGUGACCUGAAGAGGCAUAUUAUUUCAGUUCACACCAAGGACUUCCCCCAUCAGUGUGACGUGUGCGAGAAAGGCUUUCACAGGCCCUCAGAGUUGAAGAAACACGCGGAAACACACAAAGGCAACAAAGUGCACCAGUGCCGGCAUUGUAACUUCAAUGCACCCGACACUUUCACCCUGAGUCGCCAUAUCCUAUCCCUGCAUACGAAGGACCUACCCUUUAAGUGCAAGCGCUGCCGGCGAGGUUUCCGGCAGCCCGCCGAGCUGAAGAAGCACAUGAAAACGCACAGUGGUAGAAAGGUAUAUCAGUGCCAGUAUUGUGAGUAUAACAGUACGGACGCUUCUGGCUUCAAACGCCACGUCAUCUCUAUCCAUACCAAGGACUACCCCCACCGCUGCGACUACUGCACCAAGGGCUUUAGGAGGCCUUCAGAGAAGAGCCAGCACAUAGCCAGGCAUCACAAAGACAUGUUGAUGUAAUGUCAUUGCACACAAACACACUCCUCUUUACCGAGUAAAUCUGUGUCACACACACCCAGAGGUAAUUUUAGUGUAUUAACAAAGAAAUAAUGGAUGCAGGCAGUUGAUGAAGAAAACAACAUUAUAAUUGCUGUUCUGUGUUCUGUGUCGUUUUGGGUCUAAACCUCCUGCCCCCAGGAGUAAAUGCAAGAACACGUUUAAGGUUGGGGGUUAAAUCUGGAAAAAAACAAACAAAAAAAAAGACAGUGUGUACACUGAGUGGGACAGUUGUAAAUUGUCUUCGGUGGCAGAAAAAAAUCACAUAUGAACAUAUAUUCAGGGUUUCAAAUGUCUAUAUUUUUAUACCCACUCAGCUGAAAUGCUGCAAGAUGAUGACUGUGUCUAGUAAAACAGAAAAGCGGUGUUUUGGGGACGUCAUGCUAGUUCUCCAGAUGAUGUGGAACAAGUACAUGAGAAGUUUGCCUCCAUAGUACCAACUAGUAUCUUGACCUCAUGAACCAGCUUUUACCCUGACAUUUAUUUCUUUUUUCUUUUCUAAUGCCAUCUGGUCUUUAAUGAACAGAGCCAUUCACAAGUUCAAAAUGGGUUCGUCACUGAUGUUGAGACAUAAUGCAUCUUGAAAAAUAUGUUUCAUUAAAUUUAACCGUUGAACUCACAUCAUUUUGGAUUUUCCUCUCAACCCUGAACUCUUGGAGCCCCAUUAAACGAAUCGUGUAUAAAACAGUAUAGACUAUUUUCAGUUAAAUACGUCUUACAAGUUGAAUCAGAAAUGCUACUCUCUGGUCAGCAGAGUAGCAUGGAGCAGAAGGGUGGAGUUGGUAUGUUAGAAUAUCCCUUUAGUGUACACAUCUCUGACUGGUGUAUUAUUAUUAUAAUUAUAAUUAUAUAUGACCUUGACAGAUGGUUGGCUUCACAUAUAAUAACCAGUGACGUGGUUGCGUGUGAAUGCCACUGUAAGUACGUGUGAUGUUACCUAUGACACAGAUAACCAUUUGAUAGCAAUCAUGCCUUACAUCCGUUAAUCUUUAUCCUUUAAGCACUGAUGCACACCGCUAAUCAGAAAAUAAGUGAUUUUUAACUCUCAAACAUGCUGUAUCAAUGCCAUUCUCUCAGAGAUUAUGUGUUUGAGUCAGUAGAAAGCACUUUAAUAAUUUUGUUUUUGUAUUUUAAUGACAUGUAUGAGAGUUUAUUAUCUGGGGAUAUGUAUAGAUAAAUAGAUAGAAAUAUCCCAAGAUAUUAAACACAUACAGAGCUUUGUGAGUGGGUAAAGGUAAAGAUUGUUUUUGAGUGUUAUCUCUAAUGAGCGGGCAGCGAUCAUUACUGCAUCACAACUGAAUUGUCAUUGAAAGUGGUAGGUGAAACCGCUUAUUGUUUUGUUCUAUGGAUAAGUGAUUGGGUUUUGUGUUUUUGUUUGUGCUCACUAACAAGUUUCCCAGACACUAGCCCUACAAUCCCAAAUAGCCCAACCCAGUCCCAAGCACGGGAUUAUUUCCUUCAAGUCAUUGCUCAUCAUAUUGGCAUUAGUCUUUAAAGUAUGCACAUAUGCUGUCUCCAUGAAAUUAAUUGUGGUAUAUAUUAAAAAAAAAUCCCUGCAUUUCGUGUACCUUAGUCUAUAUUUUCUUUCAGUCUGAUUGUGGAUAAACUACUGGUGGGGAAGAACCAAAAUAAACAAUUAUCUUUUUA